CUUCAUCGACAUUUUCAACGAGACUGUUGCGGCAACACAAAGAGCAAAAGAUAGAUUUUUAAGCACUUUCUUGAUCGCCUAAACACUACUGCAGCCCGGCUGCUCUCUCAGAGAUGCUACUCCUCGGCCUCACUGGCUCGAUCGCGACGGGUAAAUCCACCGUUUCAAGCCUCUUGCGUACCGCGCCGUACAACCUACCCAUCAUAGACGCAGACGUCAUUGCACGACAAGUUGUAGAGCCAGGCACGCCAGGUUACAAGAAGAUAGUAGAGUACUUCGGGCCUACAACGCCUGAUCUCCUCCUUCCAACGGAUGAUCCUGUAUGCGGCGGUAAGGAGAACGGCAAAGAUGGGAAAGGCCGGCCGCUGAACAGGCCGGCGCUGGGUCGAAGGGUGUUUGGCACGAGCGAGGAUCGCGUAAAGGAUCGCAAGGUUCUCAAUGGGAUUGUGCAUCCUGCCGUGGGCAAGGCUAUCUACAAGGCUAUUUUCUACUACUUUAUUACGGGCCAUUGGGCAGUCGUGCUGGACAUACCCUUAUUGUUUGAGAGUGGAUGGGAAAGGUACUGCGGGAAUGUCAUGGUCGUCGCUGUGUCUGAUCCCGCAGUGCAGAUGAAGAGACUAAGGGAGAGAGACCCACACCUGACCGCUGAGGACGCGGAAAACAGGGUCAAAUCACAGGGCGAUGUGCGCGAAAAGGCGCGGCGCGCACUUGCAAGGGGCGAGAAGCGGGGGGUGGUCGUGUGGAACGAUGGCGACAAGGAGGACCUCAAGAGAGAACUGGCCAAGGUUAUGAAGGAGGUACAGGCGGCGAGUCCGCAGUGGUGGGCAUAUGCCUGCUUGGUGUGUCCUCCAUUGGCGGCCGCAUCUGCAGCGUACAAUAUCUGGAUCAAUUGGCGGGCACAGAAGGCGUGGACGGAGUCAAAGGAGAAGGAAAAGGCGAAAUUAUGAGGGAAUGGGGGUCUACUCUUCCCUCAAACAGCGAACUGAAAGUGGGCUUCACGAUCUUCCCCACAAACGAGGAUGAGGCCCAGCGAUGCGGUUCAUUCCUGCAUAUGUAUGGUACGACGUACAGCGCUUUUUUGUAUCUUAGGCGGCUGGAAUUCCGCAUCACGAUGGACCCAACCAGAUCUUAAUCCUCCGAGGUACCGGUGAGGAUAUCUGCCAACGCUGUGUGAGCUCAGCAGCGUCAGACCGAGAUGGCCAUCAGACCAAGGAGAAGGGUAGGCUGAAUAUCGGGUCAUGACUAAAGUAGCAUUUGUAAUACAGGGAUACCAAUAUCAAGAAUGCUUGAUUCUUGAGCCUGCAGGUGUCAUAUGUGGAUUACAUAUUCACACGUCGAAAAGGCGUGAGGGACUCGCUAUUAGAUCAGAC
Molecule: messenger RNA, 1370 nt
Organism: Verruconis gallopava
Lineage: Eukaryota; Fungi; Ascomycota; Dothideomycetes; Venturiales; Sympoventuriaceae
Product: dephospho-CoA kinase
Exons: 1
Coding region: 114-947 (277 amino acids)
Biological process (GO): coenzyme A biosynthetic process
Molecular function (GO): ATP binding; dephospho-CoA kinase activity
Source: RefSeq, a predicted model, not a curated record